UAUUGACAACACUGAUUACAAAUGUCAACGUCACAUGGCCAUACGAAUUGCAUUUUUAUUUUGCUUUUGAGGUUAUAUUGGUAAAUAUGAUGAUAACAAAUAUUUUUAUAUUUUAAGAAUAGUGUAUCAAAUAAGAAAUGGACGAAAGCAAUGAAAAACAAUUUACAGAGAUUGGCGUAAAGCCGUGGCUUAUCAAACAGCUGCAUACAUUAGGAAUAAGAUCGCCAACACCUAUCCAAAAAGGAUGUAUAUCGCGGAUAUUGGCUGGGGACGAUUGCAUUGGUGCUGCUAAAACGGGUUCAGGGAAGACUUUCGCUUUCGCCCUACCUAUCCUACAGCAUUUAGCUGAGGAUCCAUAUGGGAUUUUUGCAUUAGUACUCACUCCUACACACGAGCUGGCUUACCAGAUAGCAGAUCAAUUCACAGUACUCGGCCAACCUUUGAAAUUGCGUGUAUGUAUAGUGACAGGGGGUACAGACCAAAUAGAGGAGUCAUUGAAAUUGGCCAAGAGACCACACAUAGUGGUUGCCAUGCCGGGGAGAUUGGCAGAUCAUAUCUCCGGAUGUGAUACUUUCACUUUGAAGAAAAUUAAGUAUUUGGUACUUGAUGAGGCAGACAGACUCUUCAGUGAAUCAUUCCAAGAAGAUCUAGAAACAAUAUCCAAUGCGCUGCCAGCAAAGAGACAAAACUUGCUCUUCUCAGCCACUAUAACGGAAGAUGUCAGAGAAUCUAAGAUUCUUCCUCUAAAUAAAGAAAAACUGCAGAUAUGGACAGAGACUGACCCACAGCUGACCGUUUCGACCCUAGACCAGCGAUACGUUGUGUGUCCGGCGUAUGCGCGCGACGUGUACCUAGUACAGACGCUGCGCAAGUACAGGGAGACUAAGCCUAGCUCCCAUAUUAUAGUCUUUACAGACACUAAAAAAGAAUGCCAAGUGCUUUCCAUGAUGUUGAACGCGAUAUCCAUGGACAAUGUAUGCCUCCACGGGUUCAUGAGGCAGAGGGAACGCGCCGCAGCACUCACCCAAUUCCGAAGCAACUUGAAGUGCACGCUGGUUGCUACCGAUGUAGCGGCGCGGGGUCUCGAUAUACCGACUGUAGACCUAGUCGUCAAUCACAAGCUGCCGUUGCAUGUUAAAGAGUAUAUCCAUAGAGUGGGAAGAACAGCUCGUGCUGGUAGAAGUGGGUUGGCAAUAUCCCUGAUCACUCCUUACGAUAUACUUCGUUUGGGCGAAAUUGAAGAACAAAUUAAGACUAAACUGACAGAAUACAAAAUUGACGAUGACGAGGCAGUGAAGGUGUUCACUACGGUGAGCGUGACGCGGCGCGAGCAGGAGGCGCAGCUUGACAACGAAGAGUUCGAGCAACGGAAACGGAACUACCGCCACAAGCGCUGGAUACAGGCCGGCGUCGACCCGGAACUCAUGGAGCAGGGGUUGGAAGAAAUGCGUAGAAAACGAAUAAAAGCUGCGAAGAAAGAGAAAUUAUCGAAAAUAAAGCAAUUGCAAUCACAAUUUAAAAACGAUGAAGAAGGAAAGAAUGAAGACAGAUUAAUUUCAAUGGAGACAGAAGACGCAGACAUAGAUAAAACAAUCAAAGACAACUUGAAGAAAGUUAACAAAACCUUAAUGAAGAAGGAUGAUCGGUUCAAGAAUGUUAUUGGAAAGAUAAGUAAAAUUAAACGCAAAGCGGAUAAUGCAAAGCAGAAGUUAGAAGCAAACGAGAUUAAAAAGAAGAAAAAGAAAAAAGUUACAGAUGAGAAAUAAAAAAAGUAUAUUGUUA
This is a messenger RNA of Manduca sexta (tobacco hornworm), 1782 nucleotides long. It is a transcript of the gene Dbp45A, whose product is annotated as probable ATP-dependent RNA helicase Dbp45A. NCBI's taxonomy places the organism in Eukaryota, Metazoa, Arthropoda, Insecta, Lepidoptera, Sphingidae. The record is from RefSeq and is a predicted model, not a curated record. The transcript has 9 exons. The coding region runs from base 138 to 1766 and encodes 542 amino acids. Gene Ontology annotation, molecular function: ATP binding; nucleic acid binding; RNA helicase activity.